UUGACUCUUUAACACAGAAGUCAAAAUUUACUUUCAAAAUUGAAGUAAAACUUUUUGUGUGUUUAUUUUUUAAUAAAAAAUAAUGUUUUUGAACUGAAAAUUUUCCCGAAUAAAAAUUAAUCAAGAUGUUGAUGUCAUCGUCGGUAGAAAUAAAAUUACAUUCUUGGCCCCACGUUUACGAAGAUAUCGUGUACACCCCGGCGGUUUUAUCAAAAGUAAUCUCAGCUUCAUUUUCCAACGACAAUUGUUACAUGGUAUUCGUUUCGGAAAAAGCGAAACCGGAAAUUAUUUUUCUUAAAGAUGCGUACGAUGUCAAGAAAAUCCACACUUUAGCGGCCCUGGAUGAUGUCACGUCCGUUUGUUUCCAAUUAAAAACAAAACGGAUUAUAGGUUGUGGAACGUGUUUGGGACAAGUUGCACUUUAUGAUACUCAAAGAAAAACAAUUAGUAAACUCUUUGGAAACGUACCAUCAUCAGUUAAACACGUUGAUUUUAAUGUAUCUGAUCAACAUUUAGCUGUUUCUUGUUCAAGCGGAAGUGUUGUUCUUUAUGAUGUUAUAGAUGGUCAUUGCUGUGGAAAUUAUAUUAUUUCGGAUAUAGUCGAACCUACAUCAUUAAAAUUUCAUCCAAGGGAGGAAAAUAUUUUAGCUGCUGCGAGUGAAGAAGGUGUUAUUAUGUUAUGGGAUACAAAUACAGCUAAUAAAACAUUUUCAGCCCAAACUCAUACGGCUGCUAUUGCUGGUAUUGCUUACGGAAAAAUAGAUCAUGAUGUAGUAGUAACCGUUGGUGAAGAUAAUAAAUUUUGCGUUCACGAUGUUGGUAUAAAAGAAUGUGUUUUUCGAAGUAGCACUCAACAUGGAUUAAGUGCUGUUGAUGUUAGUCCGGAUGGAAAUACAAUCGCAAUUGGUUCAAAUGAAGGAUUUAUUUACAUGUACGACGUAAGAAAUCUAUUACAUCCCAUUACAUGUUGGAAAGCUCACUCAACAAAAGUAACGAAAUUAAUGUUUACGAGAAAAACAACCAAAAAAAAAGUUUUAAAGAAAGCAUUUUCGGAACAAACCAAAAAGGUUGUGUCAUCUCAGUUAGAAAUAUCGAAAAGUAAUCAAAAAAUUCCUGAACCAGCUAUUAGAAAAAAUUCAACGGGGGUUCAACCUGAACCGGAAAAUCAUCAUAUGAUGAUGUCACCAAGGAUCCGAACUGAUUAUAUUGAUAAAAACAAUUUCUUGAAAAAUAUUAAAAUUGAAUUAAUGGAUUCAUUGAAAAAAGACGCAGAAGAAUUAAAUAAUCAUCUUAAAGAGCAUAUUGUCAAUUUGGAAUCAUACAUUGAAAAUGAAUUUAUUAAAAUGGACGUGCAGAUGACGCAAAAAUUUGAGAAUCUGUAUGAUGAAAGGGUUAAAAAACUUUCGGACCAUCUUCCAAAUGUUAAUUUUUUAUAAAAUGAAUUUAGGUGUUCUAUCUUUAUAUUUUGUUAAAUAAAAUGCUUUAUAACUAUCUAAAAAAGUAACUUGAUGAUAGCUUAUAUAAUGAUAUAAAGGAAUCAAUAAAAAGUGAGGUUAUAAACUUAA
This is a messenger RNA of Onthophagus taurus, 1565 nucleotides long. Its product is annotated as protein NEDD1-like. Gene Ontology annotation, cellular component: centriole; spindle pole; centrosome. Lineage: Eukaryota; Metazoa; Arthropoda; Insecta; Coleoptera; Scarabaeidae. The record is from RefSeq and is a predicted model, not a curated record. Gene Ontology annotation, molecular function: gamma-tubulin binding. Gene Ontology annotation, biological process: mitotic cell cycle; microtubule nucleation.